Messenger RNA from Sorghum bicolor (sorghum), 1453 nucleotides. Its product is annotated as deSI-like protein At4g17486. The transcript has 4 exons. The record is from RefSeq and is a predicted model, not a curated record. Lineage: Eukaryota; Viridiplantae; Streptophyta; Magnoliopsida; Poales; Poaceae. Gene Ontology annotation, biological process: protein deubiquitination. The coding region runs from base 360 to 986 and encodes 208 amino acids. Gene Ontology annotation, molecular function: deubiquitinase activity.
CUCCAAGCCCCCUCACCAAUGGAUUAUAGCGAUUGGUCUAUAUCACUGGACACCUGUUCAAGCUCGUAAUAUCACUGGACUAUCGGCCCCACGCUUGGCUGGCCCCACACGACAGUGGCUUGAACAGGUCGCAACGCCAGCGCCAGCGCGUGACGGAAAAAUAUCAUGCUAGUUGCUCUCGUUCCCCGGUUAGUUGAGCUCUUUCCCUUCCUCGCUUCGAACCAAAUCAAAUCGGAGCGGCGGAGCAAAACGAUCCCUCGCCUCGCUCUCCUUCGAUUCAGCUCGACCAGGGCCCUAAUCGGGAAGCUAAUGCCACGCAAGUCGCGAGAUCUGUAGCGCCACCCGGCUUCGCGGUGGGCAUGGAGGCGCAGAACGGCGCCGGCGGUGGGGCGCCCGUGGUGCUCAACGUGUACGACCUGACGCCCAUGAACAACUACCUCUACUGGUUCGGCCUCGGCAUCUUCCACUCCGGAAUCGAAGUUCAUGGUAUGGAGUAUGGAUUCGGAGCACAUGAGUUUCCAACAAGUGGGGUAUUUGAGGUGGAACCGAAAAGCUGUCCUGGUUUCAUCUACAGAAGAUCUGUGUGGAUGGGCACAACUGACAUGUCUAGAGCAGAGUUCCGCUCGUUCAUUGAAAAUCUUGCAGGAAAGUACAAUGGCAACACAUAUCAUUUGAUUUCAAAGAAUUGCAACCAUUUUACAGAUGAUGUCUGUAAGAACUUGACCAGGAAAUCAAUACCUGGGUGGGUGAAUCGGCUAGCAAGAGUGGGUUCAUUUUUCAACUGUCUCCUACCAGAAGGCAUCCAAGUUUCCACAGUUAGACACGUCCCUACUCAUCCUGCAUUUUCUGAUGAUGAUAUGGAUUCGGUAUCUUCAUCGAUUAUUGGAGACAGUGAUCUGGAAGAGUUGGACCAACACCUUCUGCCAUCAACUACUGAUGCCCAUUCUAUAGACGUGCCACCAAAGCUAGCCAAAGAUCUUCUCUGAAUUAUUCAAGCCUUUGGGGUCCACAUAGCAAGGAUAACUUUGACUGCUGCAGUUGAUGUCCACUGACUGCUUCUCCGGGUGAUUCAGGAUUGCGGGAGUGUAGAUGAAUGCUGCUGAUUGUAUUGAUUCUUUGCGACUGAGUUUGUUACAUACACACAUAGCUCUCGACAGAAAUGGCAUGCUUUCUAAUUCUUUGCCUGUUAUGACUUGUGAGUUGUGACUUCAUCCUAAGUAUCUUGUGUUCGAGUGAUACUGUACGCACUAUAGACGUGAGUUGUGGCACUGCGGAACUGGCCUGUCCGAAAGAGGCACCAGGCUGUGGAUCGUGAUUCGUGAUAGGGAUAAUACUGAAAGUCUGAAGCCCCCUGUGUGCCAAUCCUUAUUUAGGGGCCUUAGCCAGCACAUGUUGUAAGUACCAUAGAAGUAUUUAUGUUUAUAAUGGCAGACUGGCAGUUCCGUGGCUGAUU